Molecule: messenger RNA, 1229 nt
Organism: Argentina anserina (silverweed cinquefoil)
Lineage: Eukaryota; Viridiplantae; Streptophyta; Magnoliopsida; Rosales; Rosaceae
Product: pre-rRNA-processing protein TSR2-like
Exons: 6
Coding region: 185-766 (193 amino acids)
Biological process (GO): maturation of SSU-rRNA from tricistronic rRNA transcript (SSU-rRNA, 5.8S rRNA, LSU-rRNA)
Cellular component (GO): nucleus
Source: RefSeq, a predicted model, not a curated record
CCAGUUACGAUCCUAAAAUAAAAAACGGGUCGGGUAAAAGGGUUUAGGCCUUUAGGGCUUUGAUUUAUUUAUGUGUAUGUUGAGCUUCUCUCUCUCUCAGUAUUUUCCCCAUCUGAAAACUCUCGCUGUGCUUCUCAGAUACUCUCAGUGAUUUAGGGUUGACAGAGACACAGAGCCCUGAAAAAUGGAGCCAGAGAGAAAGCUAACGGGGGCGGCUGCUACGGUGUUCCAAGAAGGCGUAGGGUUAGUUAUGUCUCGGUGGUCGGCGCUCCAAUUGGCCGUCGAGAACGAGUGGGGCGGCCGUGACUCGCGCCAAAAGGCCGAGCAGCUCGUUUCCGACAUCGUCUACUGGGUCAAUCACUCCACCGAACCUCUAUAUAUAGAUGAUUUAGAAGAAAUGCUGAUUGAAGCUAUGAGCUCCCUCAAUACUUUGAUAGAGGAUGGUAGCAUUGAGGAGGUUGCUGAAAAAAUAAUGAUUAUGCAUCAAGAAUGUUUGGAUUGCAAUUUCAAGUCUAUUGAAAGCCUAAGGGAAGCCAUUAGUCGAAGAGCUCCUACUCCUCAUGUUAAACAGGUUUUGGAUGAUGAUGAAGACAGUGAUGGCGACGAUGAUGAUACUGAUCCUACCAUGAAUAAAGAUGAGGCAUCUGGUAUGAUUGUGGACGAACCAGAGUCUUCUGCAGUAGAGCCAAAGACCAAGCAGGCAGUCGAAUCAGAAGAUGGCUGGGAGGUGGUCGGACCAAGAAGAGGUUGGGGUAAAAGAAAUUAGGUUGGAAUAUUAAUACCUUCUUUGACAGUUAUGCAGGUUUUGGAUGAUGACAAAGACGGUGAGGACGUUGGUUGGGACAUUGGUGGGACGUUGGACUACCUCCCAAGAAGAGGUCGGGGUAAUAGAAAUUAUCUCUGAAUAUUAAUAUUUUUGAUGGGCGAGGAAGUGGCUGCCUUAAUUUUACUGGCUUCAGUAUUUAAUCAUUACGGACACGGUUAGAAUUUGGGCAUCAUUACGGGCUUCAAUCUUUAGUCAGUUGACUUAUAUCGUAUUCCAUUCUAGUAUUGUGGAUUGAGGGGGCUGCUCUAUCCUAUAUGUGGCUGCUUUAUCUUAAAUAUUUUCUUGUUCUGUUGGGAUCUAGAGCAUUAAGUGGUACGUGUAAAGAAAGUUUUGCUUUGUAUACAGCUUAACACCAAGGAUUGUCGUUGAAUUUGUUGCAAUUUCAACCUGCUCAGUCUUUAGG